Vollenhovia emeryi is the source of this 3241-nucleotide messenger RNA. It is a transcript of the gene Dus1, whose product is annotated as tRNA-dihydrouridine(16/17) synthase [NAD(P)(+)]-like. The record is from RefSeq and is a predicted model, not a curated record. NCBI's taxonomy places the organism in Eukaryota, Metazoa, Arthropoda, Insecta, Hymenoptera, Formicidae. The transcript has 2 exons. Gene Ontology annotation, biological process: protein targeting to membrane; peptidyl-L-cysteine S-palmitoylation; tRNA processing. Gene Ontology annotation, cellular component: Golgi apparatus; endoplasmic reticulum. Gene Ontology annotation, molecular function: flavin adenine dinucleotide binding; tRNA dihydrouridine synthase activity; protein-cysteine S-palmitoyltransferase activity. Bases 1212 to 3146 code for a protein of 644 amino acids.
UCGUUUGGUUUUGAACCCGGAUCUUCGGAUUACCAGACCAGCGCACAAUCUGCGCCACGAUCGCCACGGCCUAAGUAUUAAUAUUGUUCGUAAUAUUGUUGAUAAUCUUAUUCAACCGUUGCCUGAGAAUGAUCUUCGCGUUAGACAACGUCGAGCUGCAAAACCUCGAGACGAGGAAUAUUUUGAAUCAACAAUUCCAACAUACACGGACGAUCAAUUCAGGGAACACUUUCGAAUGUCUCGAGUAACUCCCAACAGUUACGUCGAUGUAGCGUAAAAAUUUCUGCUGGAAAACAUGGCGUCUGCUACCUCAACAUGUGGGAGCGCUUCGAAUCAUAGACCAUUCAGCGCAUAAAUCCACAACUGUUGUGUGCGCUGAAUGCGACCAAUCGGCAUCGCGGAAAAGAGACAACAAUACACUCCGAGACAUUCGAGUAUCGACUUAACACGCCUUUUUUUAUGAGGAGGAGAAGAUUUCUCUUCAAAACAACUUGUUUUAUACACAGCCUCUUUGACAGCUGUCAACAUUCAGUCGUCUCGUCACUGAUAGCUCGUAGCACGAAGUGAGCCAAGCGAGACAAUCAGCAUCGCGGAAAAGAGGUUCGAGACUUUCGAGUAUCUACUUAACACGCCUUUUUUUGUGAGAGAAAAAGAAGAAAGAAAGGAAGGGAUCGGGUUAUAAAAUGUUUUUUCACGCGAGGAAAAGUUCGGCGGUGACGAGGGACUAUCGUAUUUUCGAGGUAACCAUGAAAGAAUCGUAGAGAAACGAGCGAUGCGAGGGAAGAAAGGAAAAAGACUGAACAAGAGUCAACUUGAUUUGAAGAGUCGAGCUCGAGUUGCCGUCAACAACGAAGGGACGCAUGAAGACGAUUUUCUUUCAUGUACCGUGACAAGUAACGAGCUCUGGCCUAUUGAUCUCUUUAUCUUAAAUACAGCACGAACGAGCUUCGAUUGAGCCUAUAAAUCUCUCUUUAAUUAUGUUCGCCGUGCUAAUCAAGUCGUAUUUAACAGGAAAAACGAUUGGAUAUUGUGCGAUGCGGUGAUAAUAAGAUGCGAGAAGGAGGAGGCUCUCUCGCGCGGCGCGAAGAGACGCGGAAAACGAGGACGAGGACGGUAGCUGCGUGACAUUCGGUGACAUUGAACGUCGAUCGAUACCACGGGCGCGCUAUAUCCAAGACAGAAAUGACAGCGGCGAGAGAGCGAGCGCUGGGAUGCUAAGCGAGGGCCGUGCAAAGUGCGCGAUCGUCCGGUGCUGCUCGUCGCGGGACGCACGGCACGUGCCUCCGGAGGAGCGUAGAUUCCGGCGCGUCCACGGCCUGCAGCUGCCCCUGCAUCCGCAGCAGAUCGCCGGCUGGGUGCUGCUGGUCAUCGUGUUCGUCGGCACCUUCACCGUGCUGUUGUCGUCGCCGCCGCUGCUGCCGGAGCUGCGGCCCGUUCUGUCGCCGCUGUUCGCCGCGCUGUUCCUGCUGCACGUGUCGACCCACCUGACGGUGCUGCUGCUGGACCCGGCCGACCCGGAGGUUCGCGCCCGACCGGCCCGCGCGGUCGUGCCCGAGUUCGACCGAGCGAAGCACCGGCACGUCAUUGAGAACGGCCGGUGUCACUUGUGCAACAUCACGACGCACGGCCAGCGCACCAAGCACUGCUCCGUCUGCAACAAGUGCGUACCUCGCUUCGACCAUCACUGCAAGUGGCUCAACAAUUGCAUCGGCGGCCGCAACUACCCGGCGUUCCUGGUGUGUCUGGUGUCGACGCUCGUCGUCGCGCUCGCGGUCACCGCGCUCGCCCUGGGCGACCUGGUGCUCGCUAACGCACAUCUGCUUGUCGGCGAGCCGCGGCGCGGCGGCGGCGGCGGUGGCAGCGACAGCGGCAGCGGCAACGAGACCAGCAUGAACAACGCUACGGCGACGCCGCCGUUACCACCGGCAUCGACGCCCGGCACUGGCUCGCUCGUCCUCGUCACUGUUAUAGGCGUCCUUUCGGCGAUCGCCGCGGUCCUGCUCAUUCACCUCUGUUUCUUCCACGGCUACAUCGCCUGCCUAGGGCUCACCACGUACGAGUACGUGCGCGGCAAGCGGGAGAGAGGCGCCGCCGGCGCCGACUCGAGGACCACGUCCACCGCUGGUCCGUGCGGCAUGCCUUAUUGCACCGCCGCCGACGGCGAGGACGUCGACAGGACGCUACCUGGCGCACGAGGCCUCUGUUCUCGUUUUUGCGAGAUUAACGGUCCUCCGCUCAAAAGUAACAUGAGCACCACGAGGAUGACGAUGGCGACGACGGACGUGUACGUUUGCUCGACUCACGAGGAAACGCGCGACGGCGGCGCGGCAAUGGUGAACGGCAAGGACGCCUGCUCGAAGACCCUGCCCUCGAUGAAGAGCAGCCGAAACUUCCGCCUCUGUUUCUCGUACGACUCGCGCACCACCGAGACCUCCAUCGAAGUCUCCUCGACGGAGCUGAGAAAUCGGGGAGAAUCACCGGACGCGAAGUCGUCCUCCACACCCUCACCGGUGUCUUGUUGCUUCUCCAUCAUGAACCAUCCCCACGGCGGCGCCAGGCACGACGGGCGGAAGCGCUGCGCCGGCGAGCAUCGUGCCGAGCCCGCGAAACGCUCCUGCGGGACCAUGAGGAGGAUACAGACUUUUCUGCAGGCCCGCCUGAGGAAGAGGCAGCGGCUGACGACCUCGACCUCGGCGAUCGCUCGUCACUGCGGUAACAAAAUAAUCCCGCAGGCGGCCAGUACUCCGGACAUCGUGUCCGCCUUGACCGAGGAUCAGACUCGAACCGUCGAGGCAAUGGAGCUAACGACACCGACGAAUUACCCGCGGCCACCGGCGAGACUGCCCGCCCUGGAUCUCUCGCGCACCGUUCACAAAAUUAGAAAAGUGUCCUCGACCACCGCCGACAUUUCCGUCCUGGGGCAAAUGCCGUCUCCCACGGCGCCCAAACGAAGUCAAGCCCACCUGCGCACGCGGCGAAGCGCAAACUUCUCCAAGAAGAGACCGCGCUUCAAGGUCGGCUCGCACGUUGUCGUGCAGACCGCUCAGUUGUCGCCCAUACCAGAGUCAGAGUUCUCGAAACCGGCCACACCGAGGUCGCCGUCGCGAUCCGGCUCCAUCUUCUCCUUCCCACCGUUACGCGAGUAACGCCAGCUGCACCGCAUCGAGAUAAUGUCCGAGGCUACGGAGUCACCUGACAAGGAGGAUGCUGCCUCGAAGAGGAAGACCAACGUUUGGGAGGC